Messenger RNA from Megachile rotundata (alfalfa leafcutting bee), 6624 nucleotides. It is a transcript of the gene sha, whose product is annotated as shavenoid. Lineage: Eukaryota; Metazoa; Arthropoda; Insecta; Hymenoptera; Megachilidae. Gene Ontology annotation, biological process: imaginal disc-derived wing hair organization. The record is from RefSeq and is a predicted model, not a curated record. Gene Ontology annotation, cellular component: cell cortex.
CCGAAGAUGGGGAAACUCGAAGGAGGGAAGAAAGCAAAACGAAGACAGGCGAUUCGCUACUGGCACGAUAAACAGAUACCCUCUUCUGGAAUGGACAACCGGUAUAUCUUCGAACCACGUUCUUCUCGUCGCGGUUUCAACAUUGGAUCAACACUGCCACUUUUCGUUUUGCAACGAAUUAAACGAAGCGGAUACUAUCACGCUGUUUAGAAGACAGAAUCGUGCAAUAACUUCUAGUUUCAUAAGUUGUGAACGAUUCCGUUGACGUUAUUAUGACCCAGGGAGCUUCAGAAAUUUACCUUCGCAUAGUUUAUAGAUUUUUCCAUUCGAAACAAUAAAGUUUCGCGGUUAGAAGCUCGUCGAGGCCAUCACUGGUUGGCGCCAUCUAGCAAAGAGGAACGACCAAAAGAGAAAGAAGUUCUCGGAGGGAUCGCGACGCAGGAUCCGAAGAGGGACGAGGAAACAGCAGGGAAAGACCGAGCCGGAGAUGGUCGUAGCUCCGCUUGCGCUCUCAGGCACAAACUACUCGACCACCAACCAGCACGGAUCCAAAACCCUACCUUGCUUCUUACUUUCUUGUCUCUCGUGGUACACGCUCGCUCUAGGAUCAACCCUCCGUCCUCGCCUGCACUCGUUUUUUUUUAUCUGACCCAUGUGAAACUACGCCUCGCAUGCAACAUACUUCAGUAAACGUUACCUUCAACGGGUCUCUUGAAAAUGGUACUCGUUACCGCCGCUUGAUCUUCUGCGACCUCUCUGUAGCUCCGUAGGACGAUCAUGAGCGCCGAUGAGCAAACCUUAACGCCGAUGUCCAGUGAAAAGCGAUCUUUCGUCGAGAGAUCGGGGCAGCAAGUGAUUCGGGUUGUUUUCGACACGCGGAGUUGUCUCGUAUGAGGCGAAUAUUUGUAAGAGUCCUCUGUCAAGAGGUAGUCGAAUCUGGACGAGGAAAUUGGCAGGGUUCGAAUGAAAUUGAGUCGUAGGGGAUCAUUUUCGUGAUCCGUAGAUCUCGAUGUUUCUCGUGAAAAGCACCAGGACAGUUUGAACGAACAGUGAAUGUUGUGAUAAAAAGAAGGAUUGUACUGUACGAAGUUCGAAGCUGGCGAAAUGAAGAUCCAUUGGAAGGCGUGAAGCGGAUUCGGACAUCGUGCACGUGCUACAAGGGUGAUCGAUCAUCGUCGAUCGCAGCGGUCAGGAUUCAUCGCAUGGCUCGUCGGAUCCAGUUGAAAUUUAGCAGAAUGCUGUGUAGAAGAUGCGUCUUCUAGUUCUGGUCCUCGUGGGCUGCUUGAACGUUCUCGAGACUGUACGUUGCCAAGAGCUUUCGGUCAUCAGGCACUCCGAUGGAGACAUUUUCACCUUGGAAGGAUCCUGCACAGAGGCAUGCACGAUACUCAGCAGCGGUACGGCCAGUCCUUACACGCAUAGUCCUUCCACCGCAGGACUCGUUCCUCCGAACAACACCUGCACCUGCCAAUGCAACUACGGGCUGCCAACCUUCCGGGAGGAUCUUCGCAUCUGCGUGAAUGAUAUUCACGAAUGCAACGUCGCUGGUUUCGUCAGCAGCACGGGUCAAAUUGAAAAAGUGCCGUACGUCUACCUACCCCAACGUGGACAGAUAAUUUAUCCCCAUGCAGAAAUCUGUUUCGAAGGUGUGGCGACGCCAGUGUGCGGAAUAACCGGUGCUCAGCAAUUAGGAAGAGCAGGAUGGUCGGAAUUGAGGAACCUUUCGGACACCGAGCCACCGUUUAGACUGUUUCGCGACGAGGGGAGGACGUUUUUGCAGUGGAUCGGUGAAACAGGACUGAGGGAAGCUGCAGAGGGUCGCGUCGUGACUGCCAAACUCGUCUGCAGGGAUGCUUCUCCUAAGUCGAAAUUUCCUGGUGUGUUCACGCCGUGCGUAGCUUUCAGGGUAGCUGGUUCACCGUCGAAAAACAACGUUCGUGAAGUGACGUUUUCCUCGACGACGCAAUUGUCUCAGGGACUUUCGGCCACAGAAUAUACAGCCAUAGGUCUGUCGUCCGUGAUUCUGGCACUGAUUUACGUUGCCAGUGUGUCGUUGUAUCUUCACAGUAAGAAAGUGAAGAGGAAGAUCGUCGAAGAGCCGGAAGUAAGCUUGUCGCCCGGCCGAGAAAUAAGCGGGUUAGUGAAGAACAACCCGUUGCUCGCCGCUUCGAGGCACUUCGAGAGCGACACCAACAGCGGUCUGACCGAAAGCGAUCUUGGCGAUGAACUUCCAGCGAGCGACGGUGAACACGGCUUCGAGAACGUGCGCGCAACAAAUGUAACAUCAGCCAUCGUUCAUCCUCGCUGCGUCUACUUGGACCAAUCGGAUACCUGUUUCGGAUCCGGGACGAUUUUGGGCGAACGAAUACCGGAAGAGGAUGUACGAGUCGUGGAAACUGCGGACAAUCCUCACCAGCAAGAUGUUCCUGUCUUACCCGGUGCUCAGCGACGGAAAUUAUACUUUAACCCUGCCUAUUUUGACAGACAAUUGUUGCUUGCUCCCCCUCCAGCAGCAAUCGAGUUCCUUCUCAAAAUCCGGGAGGUCAUAUCCAUCGCGAAACACAAGAUGGUCGCAAAGAGAUUCGUACCCACCCUUGUCAGUAUUCCAGAAGAGGAAAGCAACCCGGACCGAUACGACACAAACGACAAGGGCCAACAUCGGUCGACUUCCAGCUCCGUACAAGGGUCCAUCACAAAAUCGCGAAAGCCUCAACGAUGCACAGGGUGCCCCGGUUGCACGGAAUAUAUCAGAAACGCGGCUACGUUUCCGGGAACCGAUCCUCUCAAUCCUGGUGAGAGCAAGGUACGAGCGUGGUUAGAAGACGUGCGUUCGACUCCGCAGCGUCGUUGGAAGAACGCGAACGAAUGUCGGAUGAUCGUUCAGGAGGAUGACAAGAAUUUCGAAAAGAAUCUGGAAUACUUGAAAGAAAUGGCCAAGCAAGACUUUGAGACGGGUACAAAGAGUCUGACGAGGAAGCUCGCUUCGUGGAAGGACAAUCCAUCGAUGGGGAAAAUGUGUCGAAACGUGGCCAGAAGCGAAAUCCUCGAGACGAAUGACCGAUACAGUGUCUCGAACCGUUCCACCAAGUCGAUGUUCGAAGAGUUCAACUAUUAUUCUCGAAGAAACGGAGACGAUUCUAACGGCAACAACACUAUGAACGCUAAAGUGAGAAAAGCCAUAGAGAACUCGUUCAUCGAACAAAUGGAGGAGAAUUCCGUUUUAAAACCUCGAACCAACGACGAACAGGAGACCGCGAAAGAGGAGACGAUCUCUGCCGAAAGCAAAGACGAAGGAACAGAGAAGACGAUUUCCAACGAUGGCUCGUCGCGCAAACGAGAGAAGAAACCGAACGAGAGUUCGACGACGACAAAAGAGCUACCAGACAUGAUCAACGAGCUUCCUAAUGCGAAGAACACCGCAAAACGCAUUAUGGACGCCGUGAUUCGCGAGAUGGUCGACGCAAAGGUGCUGGAACAUCAUUCCAGAUCCGGAAAUGGCACGGAUUACGAGGUGGACAGUUUGGAGCGUUCGAAAUGCAGCAGAAAAUCAUCGAUAUCUCCCGAGUCUACGAAUCAGUCGAGUCCCUCUUUAUCCACGGCGUUGCCGAUGGACGAGGAAUUAACGAUGCAGAACGCGGUGAUCAAUACCAGAACCGGCGAAACUAUGACGUCCAAUAAACUGAACAAAGACGUUCUAGAGAGGAACUACUAUAAUAGUCUGCCCGAACUGAUCUCUUCGCAGAGAUCCGAGAGUUAUUCGUUGGUCAGCGAGGUGUACGUGAACGACGGCUACGACAGCCCAGCCUGUAGCGACGAUUCUGGUCCAGAGAUUCGCUACGAGCCCGAGAACCCGGGACACUUGACCAUCAAAGUACAAGACUCGCCGGAGAACUACGUGAAGCAAGACGAGUCCGAAUACGAGCCUGAUACGUUGGACAGGAAACCGAUGAAAUUGAAGAUCAACGUCGACGUGAACUACGAGAAGGAUGUUCCGGAAGAAAUUUACGUGGACUCUCUCGAAAGACCUGCCCAGAUACUGCUCAAAAGUAAAGGUAGCUUUCGCGAUCAAGACUCGACGAGAAGCAACACGCCUUUGCAACGCGGCUACGGUAGUCUUCGAGAGAUCUACGAAGCUAGGUUGAAAUCGAACAUCAGAGACUCCAACUUGUCGAGCAGCACGAGGUCGUUGAACGGCCACGCGGAGGACACUGCCUCCUGGAAAAGAUGCAAGUACCUAACACCGGAGAGCAGGCAGUUGAAGAGACAGCGACAGCCGAGUAACCAGCCCGACGUGGUGCCGUUACCGCCUACGGAAGAUAUCUACCAGCACCCUAAACCCCCGCGUCGCGUGAAAGACGCGAGAUUAUCCUCCCUCGUGUCAAAAAACGGUUGGGACAGGAGUCCUGCCGAAGCGGGUGACCCUACGACCAGCGACGGUGCUCCUGUCCGCAGCGACGACCUUAACGUAGGGGCCACUGAUCGUCCUUGCUCUUGCGAGUCUCGAGCACUGUCCGAACAAUCGAUAACCAGAUGUAGGCAUCGAGUAGAUGCGCAUUCCGUCGACAACUCCAAGACUAACUUAUCCUCGUCCUGGAAUAACGCUCGCUGCUGUCAGAAGGACAGGAAGAAGCUUUUGAAUCAGUGUCAUCAGCACGCGUUGACCAAGCUCAAGCCAGGGGAGAAAUCUAAACAAGACUGCCAGAAAAAGCACGACGAAUAUCAGACUUGCAAGAAACACUCGGUCAAGCAUUCCAGAAGCUUCGAAUCGAUAAACGGUUCGGUGAAUCGCGUAUUCGAUUGUCAAUCGCCGCGAAUCAAAGUCGAAGAUAGUGGAUACCUCAGCAGUACGGACAGCAACGGGUCGCACAAGCAACUGCUUAAACACGAAGUGAGCAGCGUCUCUGAAACCGACGAGACGGAAUCUGUCUGUGAUGGAGCCAGUGAAAGUGGCGCUGAGAGCGUAGGAACCGACAGCGUAUUCUUUGGAAACUUUCGAAGACUAGCGGAAUCUUCUCGCUUCGACUCGAGCGUAGACGGUAAUGCGUAUUUUCAGCCGUUCGGCAUCAGAAAUGAAAUUGGAGCUUCGGAGAGAACGAAUUUCAGCACCAGCGACAGCGAGACCGAGAGUUUCAUCACGGUCCUUCCCCCAACGGAAGCAAUUUAACGAUUACUCUACUGCCACUAGAAAUUAAAUUCGGAUAGAUUAGAGAAAAUUUUGUUAGUUACGUUACAAGGAGACACAGUUGUUCCACAUGCGACAAUUCGUUCGGAACGAGUAAAAAUCAAAAUCAACUUGCCAUCAGAUUAGACAGAGAUUUUUGCGAGUGGCAACAAGUAUUUUAUUCCGGAACAGGUACUUAGUAUCGUUUAAGUUUACGGCCAGUAUACUGCUUCUUCCAUUUUAGAAAUCGUAAAUAUAAAAUAUUGUUAAUUUAUAGAAUUAUCCGUUUCUAAUUUAAUGAAAUAUUAAGCGCCACGCGUUUAAAAGUUCGUCAAGCGGGUAAAAGAGCGUAGAAGUAUGAAAUUCUGAUACAUAUUUAUGAGACUACGUUACUGUUAAAUGUAUUUAUUUAACUAUGGUUGCUAUCAAUAAUUAUUUCAACAAUUAGUAUAUCAUUAGUAUAAUAACCUACGUUGUUUAAUAACUGCCAUUGUAAGAUUUAAUUUAAUGAAAACAUGGCCGGAAGUGUGCAAUACUACUAACGAGAAAAUUAUAAUAUCUAUAAUGUACAAUAACAGAACGUUAUUACUAGUCGAUGUGAAAAGUUACGAAACAUCGUUGCUUUAUAUUAUUUUACUAAAUAUUUAAUACUUAAUACUAUCUUUAGAUACAGAAAGUCGCUUAGACUUUUUCUAUUUUUCACAGAGUAUACAUUAGGCCAUUCUUUACAAGAAAUCAAUUAUUUAAUAUAUAUUUUUGUCAAUUUUUUCUGCGUCACGAUACUGUUAUUCAAAUGUUCCAGUCAAUAUACAAUAUUGUAAAAAUAAUCGCGCAUGCGAAUGAUAUCUUGCCAAAACGGUAUUAAUAUUCUAUGCUGAUUUUUAUCGACUUUGUUAAUACAUACGUUAUCGUUAUUUUUUACAACUAUUCAUUAACACAUCAUUAUAUAGGUAUAGAUUAAUUAAAUCUUGUUAUUUCCUUGUUGCAGCAUAAGAUACAGUUAAUCCUAUUCAUUAUCGGCGACAAAGGUUUAUUUUAUUUAUGUUAAUUUUAAAUACGCGUAUUCUAAUAUAUCCUAUUGUUAUCGCGUUAAAUUAUUAUAAAUUAAUAUAUAUGUAUGCGUGCGAAAGGAAAACAUUUGUUAGACAAGAAACCGUCCACUAACACUUUUCUAUUCAAUAUUUUUAAUACUUCAUUAUACGUAUUUAUAUCAGAAGCGCAUGCUUCAAUGUACCUGCCAAAUGUAUAUACGAAAUAGAAUUUAAUAUAUUGAAUGACAUAGCGAUAGUUUGUAAGUAUAUUUUACACCGUCUUGGAAGAAAAGAACAUUAUUCUAUUGUUACGAAUAAAUAUUGUAAAGAUUUGAUCAAAAAUUAGAAUGUAUAUUGUGAAUCAGAAAUAUGGAGUCGCGCUCGACAAGGACUCAAAAUCUAAUGUCUUUUAAAUAUAUAAUAAAAUGUUUC